Molecule: messenger RNA, 777 nt
Organism: Plasmodium fragile
Lineage: Eukaryota; Apicomplexa; Aconoidasida; Haemosporida; Plasmodiidae
Exons: 1
Coding region: 1-777 (258 amino acids)
Source: RefSeq, a predicted model, not a curated record
AUGAGCAAAAUCAGUGACGAGGAUACCCACUCAGACAGUACGGUGGAGGAAACUCUGGUGAUGCUAAACCUUCCACAGCUAAACAGCGAUGAAAGAAAAUUGAAAAAUCUCAACAUUUUUCGAAAGAAAAAAGGAGAUAAAAUUUAUAUAGAAAAUGAACGGGGGGUGAAGAAAAAGGAAAAUCAUUCAAAGGGGAAACUCAACGAUGCAGCGAAGGGUGAUCGACUGGGGAGUCAACAAAGUAUUAAUAUUGACUUAACGAAUGAUGAGGAACAAGAGCGUCUAGGGCAUGUCCUCAUAAGUUCGGAUGGUUCGCAGGAAGGAGCGCCAUCGCCACGGAGGAGCUCGCAAGGUGGGAAGAACAAACAUAAGGGGCAAAAAAAGGUGCCAAAAAAUGGGCGGCAGAAAAAUGAGGGACCCCAAGAUAGCGCUUACCCAAAGGACGCAUCCCCGAAGCACGCGCGUGGAAACGAAGUGGAUAACAUCCCAUUCGACAUCGACACCAUCUCCCUAAGGAACUUAUUUGCAGAGUGCCCGGAAUGCAUUAUAAACAAUAAAUACAAAUUUAAGGGCAUUCACACUUCGAGCAUAGGGACGAAUUUGUUCUUCAAGGAACCAGACAGCCUUAAAAAAAAAAAAAGCGACCUGCCGAAUUAUGAACUCUCGUAUGAUCACCUGAGCACAAACAUGAAGGUCGAGAACAGAAUGAGCAGAGAUGACUUCACACAUUAUGAGGGCUACUCUACAAAAAUAAUAUCCUUUGAAAUAGACUACUAG